Messenger RNA from Saccharomyces kudriavzevii IFO 1802, 1668 nucleotides. It is a transcript of the gene ALG9, whose product is annotated as dolichyl-P-Man:Man(6)GlcNAc(2)-PP-dolichol alpha-1,2-mannosyltransferase. Gene Ontology annotation, cellular component: endoplasmic reticulum membrane. The record is from RefSeq and is a predicted model, not a curated record. Lineage: Eukaryota; Fungi; Ascomycota; Saccharomycetes; Saccharomycetales; Saccharomycetaceae. Gene Ontology annotation, biological process: protein N-linked glycosylation. The transcript has a single exon. The coding region runs from base 1 to 1668 and encodes 555 amino acids. Gene Ontology annotation, molecular function: alpha-1,2-mannosyltransferase activity.
AUGAAUUGCAAGGCGGUAACCAUCAGUUUAUUGUUACUACUAUUUUUAACAAGAGUAUAUAUUCAACCGACAUUUUCGCUAAUUUCAGAUUGCGAUGAAACAUUCAAUUAUUGGGAACCACUGAAUUUAUUGGUUCGUGGGUUUGGUAAACAAACCUGGGAAUAUUCUCCCGAAUACUCUAUUAGAUCAUGGGCAUUCCUUUUACCUUUUUACAGUAUUCUUUAUCCCAUAAAUAAGUUCACUAAUUUGGAGAGCCACUGGAACUUUUUCAUUACAAGAGCAUGUUUAGGCUUUUUCAGUUUCAUUAUGGAAUUCAAAUUACAUCGUGAAAUCGCAGGCACGUUGGCGUUGCAGAUUGCAAAUAUUUGGAUUAUUUUCCAAUUGUUCAAUCCGGGCUGGUUCCAUGCAUCUGUUGAGUUGUUACCAUCUGCUGUUGCCAUGUUGUUAUACGUAGGUGCUACGACACACUCUUUGCGCUAUCUAUCCACUGGAUCCACUUCAAAUUUUACAAAGAGUUUAGCAUACAACUUCCUAGCUAGUAUACUUGGUUGGCCAUUUGUUUUAGUUCUGAGUGUGCCAUUAUGCUUGCACUACCUUUUCAAUCAUAGGAUAAUUUCUACCAUUAGAACCGCAUUCGAUUGCUGUCUAAUAUUUUCAUUGACUGCAUUUGCUGUCGUUGCUACUGAUAGUAUAUUUUAUGGAAAACUUGCUCCGGUGUCAUGGAAUAUCUUAUUCUAUAAUGUCAUCAAUGCAAAUGAAGAGACUGGUCCAAAUAUUUUCGGCGUUGAACCAUGGUACUACUAUCCACUAAACUUGGCUCUAAAUUUCCCAUUGCCUGUCUUGAUUUUGGCCGGUUUGGGAGUUUUCCAUUUGAGACUAUGGCCAUUAUGGGCUUCUUUGUUCACGUGGAUUGCAAUAUUUAUUCAACAACCUCACAAAGAGGAAAGGUUUCUUUAUCCAAUUUACGGCUUGAUCACCUUAAGUGCAAGUAUAGCGUUUUACAAAGUUUUAAGUCUAUUCAACAAAAGGCCGCUUUUGAAAAAGGGAAUAAAACUAUCAGUUUUAUUGAUUGUUGCUAUUCAGGCGAUGUCACGCAUAGUUGCUUUAGUUAACAAUUACACAGCUCCAAUAGCCGUUUAUGAACAAUUUUCUACUCUCAAUCAAGGCAACGUGAAGGGACCGGUGGUGAAUGUGUGUACUGGUCGUGAAUGGUAUCACUUCCCAAAUUCUUUUCUGUUGCCCAAUAAUCACAGACUAAGAUUCGUCAAAUCUGGGUUCGAUGGUCUUCUGCCCGGAGAUUUUCCAGAAAAUGGCUCCAUCUUCAAAAAGAUUAGAACCACGCCUAAGGGAAUGAAUAACAAAAACAUAUAUGAUUCUGGCAAGGAGUGGCCAAUUUCUAAAUGUGAUUAUUUCAUUGACAUUGUGGCCCCAAUAGAUUUGACAAAAGACGUUUUCAACCCAUUGCACCUCAUGGACAACUGGAAUAAACUGGCAUGUGCUGCAUUCAUCGACGCUGAAAAUUCUAAAAUUUUGGGCAGAGCAUUUUAUGUACCAGAAUUAAUCAACCAAAUUAUGCAAACAGUUUUACCGGAACAAUGGAAGCAAGUGUAUGGUGUUCGUUACAUUAAUUACUGUUUGUUUGAAAAGCCAACUGAGUCCACCAAUUGA